Molecule: messenger RNA, 2346 nt
Organism: Tilletiaria anomala UBC 951
Lineage: Eukaryota; Fungi; Basidiomycota; Exobasidiomycetes; Georgefischeriales; Tilletiariaceae
Exons: 6
Cellular component (GO): nucleus
Molecular function (GO): protein binding
Source: RefSeq, a predicted model, not a curated record
AUGCCAUGUUACUAUAGUCAUCAUCCUGGCUUCUCCAUCCUCGCAUCACAUGUACCAGUGCCUCCUGCGCCUACCGAGAGAGUAGAACGCCUGCACCCUCACCCUUCUCCCUCUGGUUUGUUUGAUAGCAGCAGUAGGAGGCACGUAAUGGACUCGUUCCACGGCACGGAUGCGGCAAGCGGUGCCGUGUCCGGCUUGGACGGGCUAGAUGAUUGGACCAGCAGCUGGCUCAACGAGGGCUUUGGAUCAUUCGCAGGGGACGGCGCUGGGUUAGGCAACGAUGGGACCCCGAACAACCAUCUUGCCGCAGGUGGCCAAGAUGCUGCACCAUCCACCAAGAUGAACGGCACAUACACCAAACCCUCAAUGCAUAGUAGCACAACAGACACCUUUGUCCACAAAGCGUCUGCUCAAGCAUCUGGAGUCGCCAGCAACAACGGACACUCGUCAUCCUCGUUGUCUUCUUUACCGGACGCAUCCAGUUCCCCCCCGCUCGUUGCUGCAUCCAAACCAAGCAGCGACAGCGAUCGAGGUGGCGAAAGCUUGUCAUCCGACAUGUCGAGCACGAUGCAGGCUGCAGCGGCCGCAUCGACGUACCCGCUUGUCCAGCCGUAUCCGGCAGUCACGAAUGCUUCGGCAACCGCCAAGGCCGUCGACGGAGCCGUCAAUGGCCUCGCUGGUGCCGCUAGCAGCACCAACGGCAGCGGUCUGGAUACUGAUUCCAAGGCGGCUCCAGAUACCGAGGCGAACGGAGCGGCGUCCGAGACAUCCUCCGACGCGGCUUCCGCGGGGACAAAGAGAUCGCGGAUAGAAAAUAAAGCCGAGGCGGCAGCGGCUGAUGCCGACAUCAGUGACAGUCCGGAGAUUGUUGGCGUCCGAGAUCCCACUGCCGCUGUGGGAGAGGCGGGUGGCGCAAAUGCCACUGCAGCCGGCCAUGGAGCAAGUGAGAAUGCUGAGCCCACCGUACCUGCGUCCGCUGCCAGCGGAGGGGGGGGCGAGCGAGGCGCCAAACGGCAACGAUCCAACACCAACAUAUCUACUUCUUCCACAUCCAACACCAGCGCUACCGGCCACUCUGCAGCAGCCGUGGCGUCCCUGGGGCGCAAAGGGAAAGAGGAGCAUACUGGCAGGACGUCGCCGCCUUCUCCCCAGAGCGCAGCAUCGGCUGCGGUGGCGACAGCCGCUGACCAGGAGCAGCAGCAAGAGGUAGCAGAGCGGCCAGGUCCGCCGCAGCAAGCUCAAGGCUCGCAGCUGAUAUCGCCAGAGGGUAGCAACGCGUGGGGCGAAGAAGCAACCAAGAUGGAUAUUUACGUCUGGGACUAUCUCUCGCGGAGAGGCUUGAAGAAGGCAGCGAAAGCGCUCGUAGAUGAGGCAGGACUUCCGGAAACGCCGGAAGUGCCAUUGCAGACGCCACAGGGGCUACUCUUCGAAUACUGGUCGAUCUUCUGGGACGUCUUCGCUUCACGCUCGGGGCGAGGCAGCACGAAUGCGCUGACGUACCAGCGUUACAUGGAGGCCAAGACGAUGCAGCGAUACAACGAGGCUAUGCGUCGGCAUGAGAAGGAGACCGCCGCAGGGCACGCGGAACACGGCAUCGUCGCGGUGCGGAGCGCGAACGAUAGCCAGCGGUUCCCAAAUGUCGUCAUGGGCGGCAGUGCUGGUAAUGCUUCGUCGCCCUGGCUCGUUGCGAAUGGGCAUGCUGGCCAUUUGAGGAGCAGCGAGCCGCAAGGUGGCCAAGCCGGUGCAUCGCUAUCGCAACAGCAGCUGCCAAAUCAGGCUCAGAUGGUUGGCAGGCUCAGCAUGCAGAAUGCGGCGAGCGUUACACAGGGGAUCGGCUCCGCGAGUGGUGCUGCUGCUGCGGCCGCCGCCGCUGCCGCCGCUGCUGCUGCGCGAGCGUCCGAGCCUGGCGCCAUUGGCGGGACGCCUGCGUGGCUCGCGCAGAUGGCGCCGCAGCUGCAGCAGCACUUGCUUCUCGUCGCUGCGAGCCGCUCGAACCUCCCGCAGAGCGAGCUCAAGAACCUUUCGCCCGCCGCGCGCGUCUCGCUGAUCAGCUCACUAGGGCCGGACAUCAUUCAUGCCACGCAGCAGCGCUUCCAGGCGCAGAGCCGGUCCGUCGCCGACGCUGCCCGUGUGCCUGGUGCGUCGCCUUCCUCCGGAGGGUUGACGCUAGAACAGCAGCAACAACAGCAACAGCAGCAGCAACAGCAACAGCAACAGCAGCAACAGCAACAGCAGCAAGCGCGCAUGCAGCAACAGCAGUUGCUGAUGCAGCGCCAGCUGCAAAUGCAAAAGCUGAUGCAACAGCAACAGCAACAGCAACAGCAGCAGCAGCAGGCACAAGCACAA